Molecule: messenger RNA, 1979 nt
Organism: Anolis carolinensis (green anole)
Lineage: Eukaryota; Metazoa; Chordata; Lepidosauria; Squamata; Anolidae
Gene: myl5
Product: myosin light chain 5
Exons: 7
Coding region: 1388-1906 (172 amino acids)
Cellular component (GO): cytoplasm
Molecular function (GO): calcium ion binding
Source: RefSeq, a predicted model, not a curated record
UACCGCUCUGGCGGGAAGGUAACGGCGCUCCAUGCAGUCAUGCCGGCCACAUGACCUUGGAGGUCUCUAUGGACAACGCCGGCUCUUCGACUUAGAAAUGGAGAUGAGCACCAACCCCCAGAGUCAAACAUGACUGGACUUAACGUCAGGGGAAAACCUUUACCUAUAUAUACAGUAGAGUCUCACUUAUCCAACAUAAACGGGCCGGCAGAAUGUUGGAUAAGCAAAUAUGUUGGAUAAUAAGGAGGGAUUAAGGAAAAGCCUAUUAAACAUCAAAUUAGGUUAUGAUUUUACAAAUUAAGGACCAAAAAUCAUGUUAUACAACAAAUUUGACAGAAAAAGUAGUUCAAUACGCAGUAAUGCUAUGUACUAAUUACUGUAUUUACGAAUUUAGUACCAAAAUAUCACGUAUAAAUAUCAAUGUAUUGAAAACAUUGACUACAAAAAUGCGUUGGAUAAUCCAGAAUGUUGGAUAAGUGAGACUCUACUGUAUAUAUGUGUGUGUGUGUGUGUGUGUGUGUGUGUGUGUGUGUGUCAGCUUGAGUUACACUUAAAAAUAUUCUUGGUCUGACUUUCAUACAAAUUCAACAUAAAAACAAACCUAAAGAACCUAUCUUGGAGACUGCCUGUAUCUGAAUCCAAAUUAUUUGCCUUGACCUGGAUUAUAUGGCAGUUUCUGGAAUCAGAAACUUGACUAUAAGGCAUUGUAGAUCCAACUGGAGUUACACUGAUCUGAAGAUGCAAGUUAUUUGUUGAGUAUAGUCUUGGAUUCAGCUCUGCAUCUGUACGCUCUGGUAUGUAUGUGGCCAGGAGUGCUUGUGCACAGACAAAGUUAGUGUGCCAAUUGUAUCAAUUUCUGAUCAGACCAUGGGGAGAGGUGCUAGAUUACUGUAACAUGUUGCUCAUGAGACUGCCUUUGAAGAGUCUUUUGAAACUUCAGUUAGCAUUAAGAGCUACAGCCAAAGUGUUAACUACCUCUGGGUGCAGAGAUGAUACACCUUCUCUCCGCCAACAGAUUCUGUGUUACCUUAAAACCAACCAAAUUAAUUCCAGCAAUAACUUUCAUGGAAUAUAGUCUCCCUUCAACAGACACAUUUGCUACAAUGUGAUGAGUUGCACGAUACAUAUUACAGGCUACAACCAAAGGAAAUGAUAUACUAGAUAGUUCAGAAUAUCCAUACCAGUUGUCUGGCCACUGGGGAGCAGCAGGUACCUUGCAGUUGUGACCAUGUAUGGAGUAGAUCUUAUGAGCUCAGGGUUCUUAAGACGUUUGAGAUCUCCUUUGGGAAAUGCCAGCUAUAAAGAUGCGACCCUUCCCUACAUAUAAGAAGCACUUAAUAUAGAAAGUUUCCCAGAGUAAGACAGGCCACGUCGCUUCCCAGGAAAGAUGGCCAGCAGAAAAACCAAGAAGAAGGAAGGUGGUGCCAAACGGGCUCAAAGAGCUUCUUCUAAUGUCUUCUCCAACUUUGAACAGACACAGAUCCAGGAGUUUAAGGAAGCUUUCACACUAAUUGACCAGAACAGAGAUGGCUUCAUUGAUAAAGAAGAUUUAAAAGACACUUACGCGUCUUUAGGUAAAACAAAUGUCAAAGACGAUGAGUUGGAAUCAAUGCUUAAAGAAGCUACUGGCCCUAUAAAUUUUACAAUGUUCUUGAACCUGUUUGGGGAAAAGUUAAGUGGUACGGACACUGAAGAGACCAUACUAAAUGCAUUUAAAAUGUUUGACCCAGAUGCUAAAGGAAACAUUAACAAGGAUUACAUUAAACGUUUAAUGAUGUCUCAAGGUGACAAGUUUAGUGCUGAAGAGAUAGAUCAGAUGUUCCAAAGUUCUCCUAUUGACUCUGCAGGAAACCUCGAUUACAAGGCCCUCUGCUACACCAUCACACACGGAGACGAAAAAGAGUAGUCCACCUGUUUUUGAAAAUUGUUUCAUCAUCUGUGUCUUAUGGGUUGCAAAUAAAAUGAACUCCUGUACAAUA